This is a messenger RNA of Lachancea sp. 'fantastica', 384 nucleotides long. The record is from the annotation of a GenBank genome assembly. Lineage: Eukaryota; Fungi; Ascomycota; Saccharomycetes; Saccharomycetales; Saccharomycetaceae.
AUGCUAAGACAAGCCAUAAGAAGGGCUUCAACUCUACCUAAACAUGCACUAGAACCGGCAUUUGGUCCCGGUGACAAACUAGCGGCCAAGGCUUUCAAGGAAACCGCAGAAAACACCCACCACCAUGCCAAGGAGACUUCCGGUCUGUGGCUAAAAAUUUCCAUGUUUGUGGCUGCUCCAGCUAUUGCUUUGGCCGCUGUUAACACUUACUUCGUGGAAGCAGCUCACGCCGAACACCGCAGUCACUUGAAGCACGUUCCUGACUCUGAAUGGCCCAAAAACUAUGACUACCAAAACAUCAGAACCAAGCCAUUUUUCUGGGGUGACGGUGACAAGACUUUGUUCUGGAACCCAAUCGUCAACAGACACAUCAGCGACGAGUAA